AUGGAAGAGGGCCGCGUGGUCGCGAACGCGGACGACGAGGACGGCGACGACGGCGACUCGGUAGCCGGAGCAGACGACCGCGACGGCGGCGGAGACGUCAGCGACGACGAUGACGACAGCGUCGAGGGCAUCGCUCGUCGGAGCCUGGCUUUGGAGCAGCAGCGACGGAACGGGCUCGAUGCCAUGCGCGGCGAACGCAGUGACCGUUGCAAUGGCGGCGGCGGCGGCGGGGGGGGCGGCGUUGUAUCUGACGGUGAGGCUUCCGUUCCCGACGGGCUCGAUAACGACGACGACGGCAGCGACGAUGGCGGCGACGACGGUAGCGACGGUGACGACGGGAAAAACGACGACGGUGACGACGGCGAGGAUGACGACGACGACGACGCGCGCGCGCUUCGCGAGGCAGACGGCGCGUCAAGCGCGGGAGACAGCGCAGCGGACGAGGCGAGCGCGUUGGAGGAGCUGCAGGAGAUGCUGCGGAGUCGGAUGGCCGUGGCGCCCGCGGGCGCAAGUGGCGGCGGCCGCGGCGGAGGCGCAGGCGGCCACGAUUCCGCCGCCAGCCACGCGAGCUCGCUCUCCGCGCAACCCCGCCAGCAGGAGCCGCUGUCGCCGCUUUCCGCGGCGCUCGAGGCAGCUUCCUCUGCCGCCGCGGCCGGCGCCGCCCCUGCUCCUGCCGCCGCCAGUGGCGGUGGCAGUGGCGCGGCGGCUGGUUCGGCUCCUCCGCCGAUGCGACUGGGCCAUGCGCAGGGCUCGGCUCGGAACCAAUGGGCGGCGAACCUAGCGACGAGGUUCGGCGAGCCGGAGCUGUUUGACCUGAUGUCGCCUCCCGUGUCUGAUGGUGGUUCGGAGGGAGAGUUGGAGGAUCGGAGCUGGGGUAGUGAGAGUGAAAGGAGUUUUGAGGGUGGGAGUGAUGGGGAGCGAGCGGGGGAGAGCGACGGGGAAGGGGAGAGUGUGCGGGGCAGUGUGGAGGAUAGUGUGGGGGAUAGAGAAAGUGUGGGCGAUGGCGAGAGUGUCACGGAGAGGGAGAGUGUGUCAGAUGACGGGGAGAGGAGGAGUGAGGGAGGGAGCGAUGAGGGUGGUGAGAGGUGGGGGGAGAGAAGGUAUGGUGAUGAGGAGGAGGAGAGAAUGGCCGGGGAUGGGAGUGAGGGCGCAGGUGAUAUGGGAUUGCACGAACUGAAGCCUGGAAGGCUUCUAUCCGGAGACAUGGCAGAGCAGAGGCAGCAGGAACAGCUGCAGCAACGGCAGCAGCAGGAGGAAGAGGAGGAAGAGGAGGAGGAUGUGGGAAGGCCCGAGUCGUGGCGCGGAUGGUGCUCUGCUGGUCACAGGCGCGUGGGGACUCUGGAGAGAAUCUGGGAAGAGGAGGAGAAGGAGGUGGAGGAGGAGGAAGAAGACGAGGAGGAAGAGGGAGGUGCAACAAAGAGUACGGAGGGCAGUGCUGCGGCGGCGGUGGUGGUGGCUCCUGUGCCGGGUGGACGUGCUUUGGCGACUGAAGCGCAGAGCGAUGGAGAGGCGGGUGAUAAGGUUGACACAUCGGAGCUAGAGAGGGAUAAGGACAGCGAAGGGAGGAGUGAGGUGGGGAGCGAGGAUGGGAGCGAGGAGGGGAGUGAGGAGGGAAGUGAGGAGGAGAGCGAGGAGGAGAGUGAGAAACUGACGGUUGAGAUACAGGCGAUGCUGAAGAAACUGAAGAGGGAUUUUAAGAAGGAGAGCGAGUGGGGAGGGAAAGAGGAGGAGGAGCAGCAAACAGAGGGAGUGAUGAUCCCUGCGGUGCAUGUGGUGGCGAGCAGUAGGGAGGAGACGGAGCCGGCAGAGGAUGCAGAGGUAAGAGAGGAGGUGAUUGGGUCAGCACAGUCAGGAGAGUUGUUGUUCCGUGAGGAUUUGUGUGAGGUGAGUGUUGUGUCGGCUGCUGCGGCGGUUGAGGGGGAAGGGCGGGAAGAAUUGGGGGAGACGGGAGGAGAGAUAGGAGGGCGGAGAGAGGAGGAGGAGAGAGAGGGUGAGAGGGCGAGUGAGAAUGGGAGCGAGAUAGGGAGCGAGGAGAGAGAGGAUAGGAGCGUUGGUGGCAGUGAAAGAGGGGAGUUAGAGAAAGAGGGUUCUGUUGUUGAGGUGAUAUCGAUUGGUGGGGGUGAUAGCGGUGACGACGCAGAGGAGGGGAGAGAAGGUGGGAGGUGGAAACGGGGAGGAGAGGGGGAGGAGGAGGGGAAUGAGGAAGAAGCAGCGUUGCAGACGAGUGUAUGUGAGGGUGGGGAGGGUGGGGAGAGUGGGGAGGGCGGUGAGGGUGGAGAGGGUGGGGAGCAAGAGGUGGAGGCAGUAGCAGCAGAGAACCGCACGGUUGAAGCCUCUGAGGAAGCCAGUCAAAGUCUGCAUGUCAACGCUGCCGAUUCUGCUGCUGCUGCUGCUGAUGAUAAGGGUGCAGAGGCAGGGGCAGGGGCCGAUGCUGAGAGUGCGGCGGCUCCUCCAAUGCCCAGAACCACCGGUCUUACUGCUGCUGAGCUUGACCUGAUUCUGCAUGCCAAUCCCGAGAGGGAUGAAGGCUCGGGCUCGGAUGCUGAACCGACUCCGAAGAUGCUCCGGCGAGGUGGACACGUGGCGGCUGCUGACGUGGCGAGGGAGGUGAGCACGGGAGAGUUGACGCCCGAACCGCUGUCGGGUUUCGAGUUGACUCCGAGGAGCGGGGAGUUGAGAUCUGAGUUUGUUUCGGAAUCGGAGUUGACACCGAGGAAGGGCGAGUCGACACCCGAUAUGACAUCCGAUGCUGAUUUGACGCCGAGAGGAGGGGCAUCGGGCGGGGAGUUGACACCCGAGAUGGUUUCCGAGUCGGAGUUGACACCGAGAAUGAUGGGAGAUGUAACGCCGGAGAUGACAUCCGAUGGUGAAACGACACCAGGGUUGACACCCCAGUUGACGCCUGAGUUGACACCUGAGGGCGAGGCUAGUAGUAGGUGGAAGGAGGGGGAGGAGGGGCGAUAUGGCAUGCACGGAAGGAGGAGCGAUGGUGAGGAUGAUGAUGAGGAGGAGAGAGAUAGGAGGGAAUGGGCGGGCAGGAAUGGAGGAGAGGGGAGGCGAGGGGGAGAGCGAGGGAGAGAGCGAGAUCGAGGGGAGUCGGACGGGGACGAGGAGGACGAGGAACGGAGCGUGAGGAGCGAGAGGAGCGAGCGCAGUGAGAGGAGCUGGGAGCGGGAGAGGGAGAGGGAUUCUGGUGAUGAGUGGGACGAGAGACGCAGCUGGGACGACCGACGUAGUUGGGAGGACAGGAGGAGCUGGGAGGAGGACGAGUAUAUCCGGCGACUGACCGAGGCAGAUGCUGAGGAGGAUAGGAGUAGCUGGGGGAGUGGAAGUGGGUCGGAGGGGGAGAGUGAGGGUGGGAAGAGGGGAAGGGGGAGGGUGAGGAGAGGGGAGGAGAGUGACGAGGGGAGUGGGUUGGAAGGGGGGAGUGAGGGUGAGAGUGGGUCGAUGGCGCUGCUGGGAGGGCUGGAAGCAGGGUUGGUGUGGGCGGAUGAUGGAGCGGAGGGGCUUGCAGCGAGCCGCCGAGGCAAAGGGGCUUGCGGUUAUCCACAGAUGGGUCCUGCGUCGCUUCGCUGCACUCCUCCUCCUCCCCUUCCUCCUCCCCACGCGCCUCCCCGCCGCUGUCCCCCUCCGAGUCCCCGCCCCGCUCCCCGCCGUGCUCGCCCCCGUCCUCACCGCUGGCGGCGCUAG
Molecule: messenger RNA, 3690 nt
Organism: Closterium sp. Yama58-4
Lineage: Eukaryota; Viridiplantae; Streptophyta; Zygnematophyceae; Desmidiales; Closteriaceae
Source: the annotation of a GenBank genome assembly